UUCCCUGUUCAGACAAACCUUCCCAAAUUAACCUUCGGAGUUGAUUCAGACAAAACCUUUCAAACACUUCACAUACGGCUGCGCAUAAUAGGUUUGUCUCUAGAAAGUGUACGAAAUAUAUAUCAGAAAAGCCGUACGUACAUGUUGAAUACUGUUUUGGCCAUGUGGUGGGAUGCUAGAGCAACUCUCACUGCUUUAAUCUCUAUAUUUGCUGUGUUGUGGUUCCUACGGGCAGUCGUGAUGAAAUCAAGAAAGGUUGUUCCUCCACUGCCACCAGGUCCCCGUGGCUUGCCAGUUGUCGGCUACCUUCCCUUUCUUGGUACCGAGCUUCAUAGGAAAUUUGAGGAACUGGCCAUGGCCUAUGGUCCUAUCUACAAGGUAUGGCUUGGCCAAAAGUUGUGUGUGGUGGUCAGUUCCCCAUCACUGGUGAAACAAGUGGUUCGCGACCAAGACACAGUAUUCGCUAACCGUGACCCUCCCAUAGCUACUCUACCCGCCACAUAUGGGGGAAAUGAUAUUGCAUUUGCAUCAUAUGGUCAUGAUUGGAGGAAGUUGCGCAAGAUAUUUGUACGAGAGGUGCUAAGUAAUGCAAAUCUUGAUAGUUCUCACAUUCUACGCAGAGAAGAGGUUAACAAAUGUAUUAGAAAUGUCUAUGACAAAAUUGGGACCCCCAUCGACGUUGGGGAAUUGGCAUUUUUGACGGUGAUGAACGCGACCAUGAGCAUGUUGUGGGGCAGCACGCUACGAGGAGAGGAAGGGGCUACUGUUGGGGCUCAGUUUAAGAGUAUGCUGGUGGAACUAAUGGUGCUAUUUGCAAAACCAAAUGUUUCUGACUUUUUCCCAUUCCUUGCAAGGUUUGAUUUGCAAGGGAUUGAGAGGCAAUCAAAGAGGAUUUCUCAGUGGAUUGAACGCAUUCUUGACUCUGCCAUUGAAAAACGGAUGGAUAUGGCCAAGGAGAAAGAAGGGGGAAAAGGAAGGAUUGAAGAAAAAAAGGACUUUUUGCAAAUUCUCUUGGAGAUAAAGGAUCAAGGUGAUGCUGCAACAUCGAUAAGCAUGAACCAACUCAAGGCCUUGCUUAUGGAUGUAGUAGUGGGUGGAUCGGACACCACAAUAACGAUGGUGGAAUGGGUGAUGGCGGAGCUGAUGCAACAUCCAGAGGCAAUGAGAAAAGUGAAUGAAGAAUUAACAGAAAUCGUUGGGGUGGAUAGCUUAGUGGAAAAUUCGCAUUUGCCCAAAUUACACUAUCUAGAUGCUGUCAUCAAAGAAACGUUCCGUUUGCACCCAGCACUCCCUCUCCUAGUAACCCGUUGUCCAAGCCAAUCUACCAACAUUGGAGGCUACUGCGUACCCAAAGGGACUAGGGUUUUCUUGAAUGUUUGGGCUAUACAUAGGGACCCAAAGAUCUGGAAAAACCCAUUAGAAUUUCAACCAGAAAGGUUCCUAAUAAGUGAUCCUACCAAAUUGGAUUAUUCAGGAAACAAUUUUAAUUAUAUUCCGUUUGGAUCCGGGAGAAGAAUAUGUGCAGGGCUUCCACUAGCAGAAAGGUCUCUAAUGUACGUCGUAGCUUCGUUUCUGCACUCGUAUGAGUGGAAGUUGCCACAGGGCACAGAGCUGGAUCUUUCAGACAAAUUUGGUAUUGUUACCAAGAAAAUGAAGCCAAUGGUUGCAAUUCCAACGCCAAGGUUAUCUAAAUUCGAGCUCUACACUGAAUAAUAGAAAGUGAGAAAUUAAUAGAGGUAGCUGCACCGCUUCUGCUUGGUUCGGCAUUCAUUUGUCAACCAGUACACAUAUGGAGCUUUAUAUAUAUAUAUAUACAAAAAUAUUGUAACAUCUUUUAUUUCUUCUCGUCCAAAUAAUGUUGAGAUGCUUUUCAAAUAAAUUUUUAUUGCCUUUGACCACAGGUGGUAAUACAUUCAUUUGAUUUGAAAUUUAUGUUAAUUAGAAAUAAAAAGAGUAAUCUUAAUUAAUUUUUGCA
Messenger RNA from Alnus glutinosa, 1975 nucleotides. Its product is annotated as flavonoid 3'-monooxygenase CYP75B137-like. The transcript is spliced from 3 exons. NCBI's taxonomy places the organism in Eukaryota, Viridiplantae, Streptophyta, Magnoliopsida, Fagales, Betulaceae. Gene Ontology annotation, molecular function: oxidoreductase activity, acting on paired donors, with incorporation or reduction of molecular oxygen; iron ion binding; monooxygenase activity. The record is from RefSeq and is a predicted model, not a curated record. Bases 142 to 1713 code for a protein of 523 amino acids.